GACUCAGAUAAGGUUGCUUGGCAGUUUGCUUGUAGGUCUAGCAUUGGCAUGGUUUGCCCACUCCUUGAAAAAGAAUCACCAUUGUUGAAAGAUUUUGAUGGUUUUGUUGGGGAGUUUGAAACUACCUUCAGGAACUUGGACAAGGUCAGAACAACAGCUACUAGAAUCAGAAAACUUACCCAGGGAUCCAAAUCAGCCUCAAGCUACGCUUCAGAGUUUCGUCAAAUUUCUAGUAACCUGGAUUGGGACGAAGUGGCAUUAAUCGAUCAAUUUCGAAUUGGGUUUAAAAAUGAUAUAAAAGACCUAUUACUUACUAUGAAAGAUCCUACAUCGUUGAACGAUGCAAUAUCUAAGGCAGUACGCUGUGAUAACAGAUUGUUUGAGCGAUGUCGUGAACGACAGCCAAUGCAAAUCGAUUCAACAAGGGCAAGGACUCUUUCAGAAGAAGAAAAGCAGAGACAACAGGCCAAUAAUCUCUGCCUAUACUGUGGCGAACCUGGGCAUAUAGCUAAGAGUUGCCCAAGGAAAAAUAAUGCCAAGCAUAGAAUCGAUGCUGUGAAAACAAAUUUGGAGAACUUGAGAAAAGAGGAGCCCAACUGCAUAUCCAUACAACUUUCGAACAAAUCUAUGUUGCCCGUCAAUGCAUUAAUAGACUCCGGAGCUUCAGCUUGUUUCCUUGAUUAUAUGUUGGCACACAAAUACAACUUACCUAUCAAUACUAAAAGCACACCGCUGUCAGUAGAAGUAAUAGAUGGACAAGAAAUAUCAUCUGAAGCAGUUAUACAUAAGACUGGGCCAUUGCUGCUGUGUUAUCAGAACUAUUAUAAAGAAAUUAUAUUUAACCUGAUUCAAACACCGCACCAUUAA
Molecule: messenger RNA, 867 nt
Organism: Dentiscutata heterogama
Lineage: Eukaryota; Fungi; Glomeromycota; Glomeromycetes; Diversisporales; Gigasporaceae
Source: the annotation of a GenBank genome assembly